GAGUGAGAGAGAGAGGUGAAUGGAACGCGAAAGAGGGGAGGAAAAACAUGAAGGUUCCUUCCGGUUGGAACGUUCAGCCGCUGCACAGCAAAGGAUGAAUGGAGGCCGCGUGAAAGAAGCUUCUUGACAUUGGGCAACGCCCCUCCCUCUAAUUACUUGCUACCUUGCAAAUUUCCUGUAAUCCCGAACGGCCCCCUGGGACCUUUUGGAAGGCAAGGCUGAUGGUUGGCCGUUAACCUCGUGCAGAAUGGCGAUGGAAGAGGGAGCCCUGUUGGAUUUGGGCCCCGCAAUCCAGGCCAGGCGAAAGCCAGAGGUGACCUCGGAUGAAGACGUGGAGGAGCAAGAAGAGGAGACGGAUGUGCCAGCUGAGGAGGAGAUGGUGGGGUGGGAGGACGCCUGGGGGGACACCCCAGAUGCCAGAGCGGGAGCGAAGGGGAGGGAACCUGCUGGUUCUUUCCAAGCUGGAAGUACCAGGGCUUUCCUGAUAAGCUCCCCGAGAGACUUGUAUAAAGAAGAGUUGGACCUGGGGGUUCCCAUCUGUGAGGAGAGCCGGUGGAAGGACUUCCUUAAGACAGCGGAGGCUCCUGGACUCGGCUGCUCAAGCUUACAAGAACUGAGCUCCUCUCUCCACAAUGCUUCUGCGGUACUUCCGGCCUCUGUCAAGGUCAAGGCCGAAGGCACCCAGUUCACCGAAGAACGGGAGACUCAAACUCCGCCCGAUUUCAGUGGGGGAUCCCAAGAGCCCCACCGAAACCUUAAACACUCCGAGCUGCCGAAAGAAGAGCUUCCAGAGGCGGACACUCUCGUUUCGGAGAUUCAGCGCCAGCAUUUCCGCCAGUUCCGCUACGAGGAGGCCGCAGGUCCCCGUGAGGUCUGCAGCCGUCUCUGGUUUCUCUGCUGCCGGUGGCUGAAGCCGGAGAGACACACCAAGGAGCAGAUCCUGGAGUUGCUGAUCCUGGAGCAGUUCCUGGCCAUCCUGCCCCCCAAACUCCAGAGCUGGGUGGUGGAGGGUUGCCCCCAAACCUGUGCCCAGGCAGUGGCUCUGGCCGAGGGCUUCCGGCAGAAGGAAUCGGUACCUGAGACAUUGGAUGAGCAGGUGUCAGGGAAAGAGCCAGCUCUGAAUUUUUCUGGGUCUGAGCAGGAGUCCUUGGAUUGUCAACAGGGAGAUGGCAACGGCGUUUCCAACAUCCAUGGUGACUCUUUGAGGAGCGCCGAUAAAGCCACCGAUCUGCCAGAAGUCUCAGGAGAAACCACCAAUGGGUUAGUGACGGGGAACUCGGAGCGGAAGGAUUCCCAAAAUGGUGAUCUGCAAGAGGUUCCCAGAGUUUGGCAGGGAUUUGAAGGGGAACGUUCUCCAGAGAAGAACACUGGGAAGGCUGUUCUUCGUGAAGGCAUUGAGCUCAUUGGAGAAAGCACCGAUCUGAAGAGAGCCCGUCAGGUGAACAGGGAGGCUGCUGGAGUAGCCAACGAUAACACAGAUAUCAUCGAAUUUCAGGUGACCCACAUGGGGAACAUGCCUUAUAAAUGUCCGGAUUGUGGGAAGAGUUUUAAUUACAGCACCAGCCUGGUUAGACACCAAAGAAUCCAUACCGGAGAAAAACCAUACAAAUGUUUAGAUUGCGGCAAAUGUUUCUGCCAGAGCUCGGGCCUCACAAUUCACCAGAGGAUCCACGCAGGGGAGAAGGCCUACCAGUGCUUGGAUUGUGGGAAGAGUUUCCGCGUCAAGUCGCACUUGAUCAGGCAUUCCAUCAUCCACAAAGGCGAGAAGCCGUAUAAGUGUCCGGAAUGCGGCGUCAGCUUCUGUGAACGAUCGGAGCUCCGAAUCCACCAGAGGAUCCACACGGGAGAAAAACCCUACCACUGUGCCGACUGUGGGAAAAACUUUUGCCGGAAGGCGGAUCUGACGCUCCAUCAGAGAAUCCACACCGGGGAAAUGCCUUACACGUGCUUGGAAUGCGGGAAAGGGUUUCGCUGGAGUUCCAAUCUCAUCACCCACCAGAAAACCCACACCGGCGUGAAGCCGUUCGAAUGCGCCGAGUGUGGGAAGAGUUACUAUUCCAACAUGAGUCUCAUCCGACAUCAGCGGGUCCAUACCGGAGGCACCCCAUAUAUCUGUUCGGACUGUGGAAAAAGUUUCUGCGACAGCACCAGCCUCACCCGGCACCAGAAGAUCCACACAGGGGAAAAACCGUACGUCUGUCUGGAGUGCGGGAAAAGCUUCAACCGUAACUCGAACCUCAUUUCCCACCAGAGAACUCACACGGGGGCCAAGCCGUUCCUGUGCACCGACUGUGGGAAGAACUUCCGGUCGAAAUCGGAACUUCAUCGGCAUUACACGGUUCACACAGGAGAGAAAAAUGCAAAGAUUUUGGCAGGGGACACUCUGGAGGGUCCGGCUCACGAGAAAACAACCAGCGAACUGGGAAUUAGGAAUGAAUAGAGGCAGGAGGGCAGAAGCGCGUGGCAAAAGGAAAGUACACCAUCCAGAACAAACUUGAGAUUUUCAAUAAUUCUUGGAAAUCAUCCCGUUUUGGCCCUAAAACAUUUAGUGGUGCCAUCCAGCCCUUUGUAAAACUGUUGAUCGUCCCUACGGCUGAUUUUCUUUUUUGUUUUUCUUCCUCUACGACAGGGGUCUCCAAACUUUAGGACUUGUGGAUAUCAACUCCCAGAAUUCCCCAGCCAGCCGUAGGCGUUGAAGUCCAGAAGUUGAAUUCUGGGUGUUGAAGUCCCCAAGUUGAAUUGUGGGAAUUGAAGUCCUCAAGCCAGCUUUGCUAGCUGGAGAAUUCUGGGAGUUGAAGUCCCCAAGUGGAAUUGUGGGAAUUGAAGUCCUCAAGCCAGCUUUGCUAGCUGGAGAAUUCU
Ahaetulla prasina is the source of this 2859-nucleotide messenger RNA. RefSeq names its product zinc finger protein 436-like. The record is from RefSeq and is a predicted model, not a curated record. Gene Ontology annotation, biological process: regulation of transcription by RNA polymerase II. Gene Ontology annotation, molecular function: DNA-binding transcription factor activity, RNA polymerase II-specific; RNA polymerase II cis-regulatory region sequence-specific DNA binding. Bases 248 to 2440 code for a protein of 730 amino acids. Lineage: Eukaryota; Metazoa; Chordata; Lepidosauria; Squamata; Colubridae. The transcript has 4 exons.